AUGUCCAACCUAAAUAAAGAUAUUCUUUACUUAAUAUUCGAACAAUUACAUGAUGAUAAAAAGUCACUUUUUUCAUGCCUUUUAGUUAAUAAUACUUGGUGUGAAACAAUUAUUCCAAUUUUAUGGAGAAAUCCUUGGAAAUCGAAUUUAAAAAAAGAGAAUGAAACGUUAUUAUUAAACGUGAUAAUUUCACAUUUAUCAAAUGUAUCAAGAAAUAAAAUAGGAAGACAUAAAUUAUUAACAAAUUCUUAUCAAGAACCUUUAUUUGAUUAUAUAAGUUAUUGUAGACAUUUAAAUUUAGAUGAAAUUCUUAGAAUUAUUAAUAAUAAUAUUCAAACUAAAAUAUUAAAAGUUCAAGAAGAAAUAUUAAAUCGUUUCAUUAAUGAAAAUACGAAAUUUACUCACCUUUAUAUAAAUCGUAGAUUUAAUUAUCCAAUACAACUUGUUCAUGGAGCUGAACAUUGUCUUUCAAGAAUUGAAUUUCUUAGUUGUUGUACGAGCAUUAAUGAUAAUAUUUUAUCUAAAUUAAUAGAAGCAUGUAAAUCAAUUAAGGAAUUGGAACUUAAUAUCGAUAGUAACAAUUAUGGGAUUAUUAGAUUGAUCGAAGCUCAAAGAAAAUUACUUAAUAUUUAUUUAGUUCGUUCUUCAUAUAAUAAUGAAUCAUAUUAUAAAAAUAUUGAAAAUUCAUUAAUUAAACAUGCAAAUACCAUACAAUAUUACAAAAUUACUGAACGACCCUCAAUAAAACUUCUUUCAUCUUUUAUAAAUUUAAAUAUAUUAGAAUUGGAUGGUAGUAACAAUAUUUUGGAUUGGAAUUGUUUGGAAAAUAUAUCUUUUCCUUUUUUACAAAUUUUAAAAUCUAGUGGAGUUCCUGUUCAAGCUUUAACAAAUUUAAUUAAAAAUACAAAUGGAUUUCUUAUUGAAAUAAAAAUAGAUUAUAUAAGUCAUAAUCAGACUAAUAAUAAGAAAAUUAUUCAAGCUAUUUAUCAAAAUUGUCCAAAUCUUAAAUAUCUUAAAUUAGUAUUUAGAAAUUGUAACAUCUCAGAAUUAAAAAUGUUAUUAAUUACUUGUCAAUAUUUAAAUGGAUUAUAUAUACUUAUUGAUAGUUAUCAAGAUAAUACAUUUGAUUGGGAUGGGUUAUUUGAAAUAUUAACUAAAUCUUCAUCAAAUGGUUUGUUUAAAUUUAAAAUUUAUUCUUAUGCGGUACCAAUAUUAAAAUCUUUAGAAUUAUUUUUUAAUAGCUGGAAGGGAAGACGUCCUAUGCUAUUACAAAUCAUUUCAGUUAAAGAUAUAGAUUUAGAAAUGAUAAAAAGAUACAAAAAAGAAGGAAUAAUUAAAAAAUACGACUUUUAUUUGGUGUACACAAAACGCACUAUUGAAGAUUUUGAAUGGAAUUAAUAUUAUUGGUGGUAUUUCUUUAUUCAAUGUAUUGGAAAAGUUAUGAAAUUUAUAUUUAUUAAUAAAAGAUUUUAAGAAACAUUUUCCUCUUUAAGUUAGGGUAUCAUACAUGUUUCAUUUAUAUGUUUUAGGUGCUUUCGGUUUCAUUUCGGUUCGGGAUAAGUUUCGGCAAAUUUUUCUUAACGGACUGUAUAUUGAAUAAUUUGCUUUUUGACAUCAUAACGUCAUCUUUAUGUAAAAUAAAUUAGAUUUUAUUUAUAGUAAAUAAAUAAAUA
Rhizophagus irregularis DAOM 181602=DAOM 197198 is the source of this 1673-nucleotide messenger RNA. RefSeq lists its product as uncharacterized. The record is from RefSeq and is a predicted model, not a curated record. NCBI's taxonomy places the organism in Eukaryota, Fungi, Glomeromycota, Glomeromycetes, Glomerales, Glomeraceae.